AAUACUGUACUGGUCUGUCACCAGGGGGCAUGCAUACAAUAAUACACUUCAGGAAACAUCAUUCGUUCAACAUUUGUUUUUUAAAAGACUGCAAUUCAAAUGCAACCUGGAUCCGUAAGAAUACGAUUUGUUGCCGUUACAUUUGGUUCAUGCCAGCAAAACAGUGUUGAACCGGCGUGCUUUUCUGAGAGAUUUCUAAUUGCAAUUUUGUUGCAGCCGGGAUUUUGCGGACUCUGUCGCUCCAGCGUUGUUGUGAAUUGAUCUAACAUGGCGACUGUACCAGUUUAUUGCAUCUGUAGAUUACCUUACGACGUAUCCCGCUUUAUGAUCGAAUGCGAUGCCUGUAAGGACUGGUUUCACGGCAGCUGUGUUGGCGUGGAUGAAGAGGAAGCGCCAGAUAUUGACAUCUAUCACUGUCCGAACUGCGAGCAAUCCCAUGGCAAGUCCACUUUGAAAAAGAAAAAGAAUUGGCACAAAAAUGACACGGGGCAAAGUAGAGAGGUGAAGAAGCCUGUUCUGAACGGCAGUCAGAUGUUUAUAAUGGAACUCAGAAAUAGGACAUUCCCAAGUUCUGAAGAUGUGGUGGUAAAGCUGAAUGGAAGCCAGCUCACACUGGACUAUAUUGAAGAGAAGGGCUUCACAGAACCCAUCCUGGUCCCAAAGAAAGAUGGACUUGGAAUGUCAUUACCUGCCCCCACGUUCUAUGUCAGUGACGUAGAAAACUAUGUCGGUCCAGACAGAGUUGUGGACGUCAUUGACAUGUCCAGACAGACAGAGUGCAAGAUGAAGCUCAAGGAGUUUGUUGACUAUUACUACAGCACAAACAGAAAACGAGUGUUGAACUUGAUAAGCUUGGAGUUUUCUGACACAAGAAUGUCCAGUUUUGUGGAGAGCCCUGAGAUCGUCAGAAAGCUGUCCUGGGUGGAGAAUUACUGGCCUGACAAUGCUCUCCUUGGAAAACCCAAAGUCACCCAAUACUGCCUGAUCUGUGUGAAGGACAGCUACACAGACUUCCACAUAGAAUCAGGGGGAGCCUCGGCGUGGUACCAUCCACUCAAAGGAGAUAAAAUAUUCUUUUUGAUCAAACCGACUUCUGCAAACCUGUCCCUUUACGAGCACUGGCGUUCCUCGUCCAAUUACAGUGAGAUGUUUUUUGCUGACCAAGUAGACAAGUGUUACAAGUGCACUCUGAAACAAGGACAGACUUUAUUUAUUCCUUCAGGUUGGAUUUAUGCAACGCUGACCCCAGUGGACUGCCUGGCUUUUUCUGGGCAUUUUCUUCAUAACCUGAGUGUUGAAAUGCAGAUGAGAGCAUAUGAAGUGGAAAAAAGAGUGAAAAUUGGCAGUCUUACCCAGUUUCCCAACUUUGAAACUGCGUGCUGGUACGUGGGCAGGCAUCUGCUGGAGAGAUUCAAAGGCUUGCACAAAGCAGGGAAGCAGCCGCUGCCUCACUUGGUUCAAGGAGCCAAAAUCCUUAAUGGGGCUUUCAGGUCGUGGACUAAGAAACAGGCUCUUCUUGAACAUGAAGAUGAACUUCCAGAAAACAUGAAGCCAUCACAGCUUAUCAAAGACCUUGCCAAAGAAAUCAGAAUUGCAGAGAAUGCAUGUAAAGCCAUGAAGGUGGAGCUGAGUGCCAGCAUACCCGUGGAGGAGCCUCCUGCAGUGGAACUGGAGGAGCUGGAGGGGCCCGGGCAGCCUGUGUCCCCCAUGUCCCCUGUAUCCCCCGUGCACAUCCCCUCUCCACCCCAAGAGAAGUCCUCCCGCAAGAAGGCUCCCAAAACUCCCAAGACGCCUAAAAACCCCAAGACGCCCAAGACGCCCAAGACGCCCAAGACGCCAAAAACUCCCAAAACGAAAGAAGGGGGCAAGAAAAAAGGGAAGAAAACAAAAGAAAGCUCUGCUUCCCCCCCCAUGCCCACCCUGGAUGUCCUGGAAGCGCACACACAAGAGGCUCUGACGAAAACAGAAAUGCCAAAGAAAGGGAAGGCUGCAAAGAAUGUGUUGAGCAUGCCAGAGAAAGAGGCCAUCAGCAAGCAGAACGAGCUGGAGAAGUUUGAGAUCAGAGAGCAGAACAAGAGCAAAAUGGAAGCUAAAUGGAAAUAUAAGAACAGUAAACCCGAUUCACUGCUUAAAAUGGAGGAAGAACAGAAAUUGGAAAAGACACCAUUGUCAGGAAACAAAGACAACAAGUUUGCAUUUUCUUUUUCAAACAAAAAAUUAAGUUCUAAAGGGCUAAAACCACAGACGAAUUCAAGUUUAUUUGGAUCAUUACAAAACCUGAAGGAAGAUAAAGUGAAGCCAGUCAGGGAUGAGUAUGAAUACAUCUCAGACGAAGGAGAACUGAAAAUUGACGAGUUCCCAAUAAGAAGAAAAAAUAACACUGCAAAAAGAGACAUUUCUUUUUUAUCGAAUAUAAAAGAGCCGAUUCAGCAGGCAAAAAAACCAAAGCUUCAACGUACACCCGCCAAGACUAAUGAUUCCUCAGAUGAAGGGUCGCUUCACAUUGACACAGAAACAAAGACGGAAGUCAAAGGUCGAAAUUCAAAGGUCAAGAAGGAAAGUGGUAAUGCUGCGGGAAUACUGGAUCUCUUACAGGCCAGCAAGCAAGUUGGAGAAAUUGAUUACAAUGCAAACAGUCCGCCACCUGCUUCUCCCAGCACACAGGAAGCCAUCCAGGGGAUGCUGUCAAUGGCCAACCUCCAGUCUUCAGACUCCUGUCUACAAACAUCUUGGUCCAACAACCAAUCAAAAAACAACUCCCACACUACGCAGUCCUCCAAGAAGACAGGCAACGGCAACAACAAGAGGCCCGCCAAGCGCCCGGUGAAGAAAAGCGCGAAGAGCAGCAGUGUGGACAGCGUGGAGAUGUUUGAGGACGAACAGGACCACCUGCAUGCGUGUUUCAAAGAUUCGGAUUACGUAUAUCCAUCUCUCGAGUCUGAUGAAGAUAAUCCCAUUUUCAAAUCCAGAUCAAAGAAAAGGAAAAGUUCAGAUGAUACGCCUUACAGCCCAACAGCCAGAGUAGGUCCAUCAGUCCCCCGACAAGACAGACCUGUCCGUGAAGGAGCUCGAGUGGCUUCGAUAGAAACCGGACUAGCGGCUGCAGCAGCCAAACUCUCCCACCAGGAACAACAAAAAACCAAGAAGAAGAAAAAUACCAAAAAGAAGCUCUCGUCGGACGAUGCAAAUAAAAUCCCUCAGGAAAGCAGUUCACCGGAGCCCAAGCUGGAGUCCCACGGGAGCAGUCUAGAGGAUCACGAAUACACGGCUGGGGCCUCCAAGACCCCCGGCGCUCCACAACCCAUGGCUCCCGGAGUGUUCCUCACACAGAGGAGGCCGUCCACUUCAUCUCAGAACAGUGCAUCAGCCAAAGCCAAACGGCUUAAGAAAGGCAUGGCUACUGCCAAACAGAGACUGGGGAAGAUUUUGAAGAUUCAUCGUAAUGGGAAACUUCUCCUGUAACAUCGACAGUGCAAGACUUGGACUGUGUCGCUGCUCAGGUGGUGAAAUGACCUGAACCUGACCCUACUGCUGUUCACUGGUUUUAAGGACUACAGCAGCAAACUGAACCAUAUGGGGAAUAAAACAGGUUACGUUUUUUCAGUUUAUAAAAAGAAUAUAGCUCAAAUAUAGGUUUUUGCCUCUACUUAUACUUUAUAAAUUUCAGAUAACUGCUAUAAAUAUUUUUAAAACAAAAUGUGUGUCUCAAUUUACUUCAACUGUUAGUUUACCAAGGGAUGCUGAAGAACAUUGUAGAUCAUUCCAAAUUUCUAGAAAGUAUCCCCAGCAUUUAUUUACUUAGAUGCAUAUUUCUUGAGGAAAAUAAAUUAAUAAAUGUGUAGCGUUUUUAAUUUUGAGCAUUUUAAACCAGCUGAGCUGUAUGUGACUUGUCAAACAGCUGGCAAAUACAAACCCAGUUAUCAAAACUAUCAGAGCUCUUUUGCACUGUACUUGAUGUCAAAAUUGUCGAAAAAAGGCAACUGUUAUGGUUAAUACUGAAGCCCCUUUCACACUGGCAUGCUCUACCCAGGUCAGGACCUGGUGUCAUGCGCGUCGGGCAUGCGAUUGCACACUCCUUUUGAUAAAGCAGGGUUGACCCGGGUGACAGAUGCAAGUACACUAUGCGCGUAUCAAUGACCUGGAAGCAGCUUGUUACUGACGCUUCCAUCCAAGCCUCUCUGAAUUGAAACAUCGGCCGAAACGUUGAUUAGAGCAAAUGUUUCUUUAUCCCUGCUGCAAUCUGGCCAAACAGAAUAAACAGAAACAGAAGUGAACCCUUCACGCAGGCGUGGCUGUUUGUCAUUGCGUCGGCUCACGAACGGCAGUCAUGCAUUUUGUUUCGCUCAGCCCAGGUCAAAGCGCGUUGACCCACAUCCCGAGAUGGGUCACUGGGACCCGGGUUUAACUUGGGUACGACCCAGGUACGUGGUUUCACACUACAUGGGAUUGUGACCGGGUAAGACUGCCAGUGUGAAAAGGGCUUUAGACACCAGGCCUAGCUUCAUCAGAUUGCAAAGCAACAGAAACAAUGUACAGUGUACCUUCUGGUGCAUUUCAUGAAGGCCUGCGGGGGGCGCGAGUUCAGUCUCUGAACUGAAGUAUAGUGUUAUGCUUUUUUAUUUUCUCUUAGUGCAAUCUAUAAAAAAAGAUAAUGUAAAUGUCGUUGAAAUUAUAUAUUAGCAACAUUUUUAUUUUGUAAUAUAUUACCACAGUUGUUUUGUAAAACAAAAUCUGUAUUCAAAUCCUUGCUGAAACAUAAAAUGAUUUCUUUAUAUAUAUAUAUUGAGUGUACAAAACAUUAGGAACAUAUUUCAUGGAAAGAGCAGGUGUACCUAAUGUUCUGUACACUCAGUGUGUAUGUAUGUGUGUGUAUAUAUAUAUAAUCUUGCAUAUAACAUUUUCCUCCCAAUUCCCUUAACUCAAUAACAAAUCAUGUAGCCACAAUUAGAUCUGAUUUCAGCUUCAGACAUUUCAUUGGUAUUGACAUUGAAAUACAUGCAAAAACAAAUAAAUACAAAACUAGGAUGGUAACAGCAACCUAUAGUACUGAACCGGUAAUUUAAGAGCUAAAUAUUUAUCGAAGGGUAGAUUCUGUGUUGUUACUGUUGCUAAAGGCACUGAUUUAAACCAGGCCUGACCUGUCAAAUAGUUAUUUGACCCAGAAUGACAAAUAGGACUCCCUAUACUGGGUACUGUGAUUUCCAUGCGUUGCUGUAUUAUAUCAGUUUCCUUGCAAAGGGACUGUCUAACACAUUUUUAUCUCAGUAUUAUCAACAUGUGGCAAACUAACUCAAUCAGAAUUUGUAAGUAACUUGCUUACAUAACAUAACACAUAACUUACUGGUGCUGACAUCAAUAUGAAUUUAUAGGAACCCUUUUUCUACAAAAACACUAAGUGAUUUGAUUGGGACAAAGCGUCCUCUUGACAAGCCUCCCCUUCUCUUCCUUUCAUCUUUAAUUAAUGGGGUACUUUCUAAUCUAACCUUGUUUCUCAGGCAAUACCCUAAAGUACUUUAGCUAUAGCACAUGCAUUUUACUGCAUUACAGUGUAUAGAAUGUAGCUUGUAAAUAGCUUUUUAAAUUACUACCUUUUGUAACAGAGUGACUUUUCUUUAUUAAAUAACACUUUGUUAUACAUUUUUACAAGUUUUUUUCUUUAAUUUUAUUUCUUAGCUACAUUUAGGUGCUUUUUUUUCUUUUUUUUUAGACAGAGAGGUGUUGCCUGAAAAACAAAUUGCAAAACUUUGUAUGGCCUAAUGUAUUGUAAAGAUUCACGUGCAACAAAGAGACAUCUGGAAAAAACAAAAAAGACAUGCUUACGUCUUGACCAGCUUCUUGUUCUGUAGUCCUUGUAUGUAACCUGAUGGGAUUGAAGUUAUUUUACUAGCACCUUGUGAAGUGUGUUCUGUGUCUCUGAUGAUGUAAUUUAUUAAUGUUUGUAGCUUUUUAUAUUUGUACAUUUCUUAAGAGCUUUUUGUUUUUAAACAUUUUAUCAGCUUGUGAAAGUCUACUUCUAGGAAUCUGUGUACAAUACAAAAAAAAAAAUACUACUGAGGCCUUAUUAACUAAUAUUCAGGCACUUAGUGGUUGAUUUUAGGACCCCAUUAUUCCGUUAUGUGUUUUUUUUUUUUUAAAUUGAAGGCUUUGUCAAUUAGUGUAAUAGGGCCCCAGUUUAACAGGUUUUCAAAGCUCUGUUGAGAAAUUAUUAUUAUUAUUAUUAUUAUUAUUAUUUAUUAUUAUUAUUUUAUUUUUUAUUAAGAAGCUAUAUGGUAUAACUCUGCCAUCAUGCCUUUUUAUUUUAUUUUGGAAAUCUACAUUUCUAACAAGGUUUACUGUGGUUAUCUGUUGCAGUUUUAGUUUUAGUUACCAAUGGAAAUCUUGUAUCAACUCCUCAGAACUUAAAUACACUCGGAUCAAACCUUAACAAGUUAACUUUUUCAGGAUUUUGUACAAAAUGUGUGUUGCUUUGUUGUGUUUUAUUUUUUCUAUGUUCAACCCAUUAAAUCGACCAGCUGCACUAGCACUGUGUAAAUCCAACUCUGCUCUCUGGCUGUUGAAAAUCAUUGUAAAGUGACAGUUCCGAGGAGUUCGGAGACUCCACCUCAUUCCAUUUUAUUUUCUGUAAAGAGAGACCAUGUACAGCUCAACUAUGCAAGUCAGUUCCAUAUGCAGCCCAGCUUUGCAGGUAACACUGCAAUGUAAGAGGGAGAAUUCUCAUUGGCUAACAAGUGUUCCAAACGGUGCAACUAUACCACGUCUUGGAAUAUGGCUAGGAACAACCAUGACAACUCGUUCACAUGACAACCGAUUCACUUGGGCAGGUGUGGGGAGUUCUGUUUUACAAGUGCUAAAACACACUCUACAGUGUUGCAAUAUGAUCCAGUAUCCGCACACCUGGACAGUUUAGUGUCAUGCAGUUUUCAAACCUGAAUAAGAACUCAAAUAUUCCCAGGUUCCUAGUUUGAAAAAUUCCAUCUGAUUAGAAAUGAACACCCCUCAACACAGAUGUUCGUAGCAAUUUGUUAACUUAUAAAGUAAAAUGACACCAGUGAGGGUUCUCUGUUAAUCAAAAGAAGGUCAAUGAGGCGUGUAUACAAAGCAAGACAAUGUCAAUUCUUCUGUAGAGGACAUUUGAUUUUGUGUAUGUUUCAACACCAUCAGUCUACAGAGAAACAUGGUAGCUUCUUAUUAAAGUAGUGAGUUAUCAGUUUAUCAGUUCCUGUUCUUCUUCAUGAAGUAUUUCUCCUUGAAUAGUGAACUUCUUAGUUACAGCAAGGUCAAGGUCCGGGGCAACAUUUUCACACUGACAUACCCAUACCACACA
Molecule: messenger RNA, 7324 nt
Organism: Polyodon spathula (Mississippi paddlefish)
Lineage: Eukaryota; Metazoa; Chordata; Actinopteri; Acipenseriformes; Polyodontidae
Product: lysine-specific demethylase phf2-like
Exons: 23
Coding region: 268-3462 (1064 amino acids)
Biological process (GO): protein demethylation; regulation of transcription by RNA polymerase II
Molecular function (GO): transcription coregulator activity; histone demethylase activity
Source: RefSeq, a predicted model, not a curated record